This is a messenger RNA of Oppiella nova, 261 nucleotides long. The record is from the annotation of a GenBank genome assembly. Lineage: Eukaryota; Metazoa; Arthropoda; Arachnida; Sarcoptiformes; Oppiidae.
AUGGAUGUGUUCAGCCGUGUUAAUAAUUAUGCCAUCGGUUAUAAGUUAAUUAUAUUCAUUGAACGUACGGCUAAAAUGAGGGUGGGCAUUUGGUGUUGGAAGUUGUUUAUAGUGGAUUAUAAACGGUGCGCUGAGAAAGAGUUUCCCAUAAAUGACAGUUGGGGCACUCAGUGGGGUGAUAAUGGCUAUAUACGUAUAGUAAGGGGUAAAACUAUGUGCGGUGUUGGUGAUGGUGGUUAUGUGGCUGCAAGUGAAAAAUGA